ACAGAGGGUAACUCAGAUCAGGCUUAGAAAUCACUUGACUUAACUCAGCAGCACUUUUUCUUUUCUUUGUGUCUGUAUUAUUUUAGCAGCCUUCUCUAAAUACUGGAGGCAUUGGAUUUCAUGUCGCCAAAAGGAAUUUAAAAAUGACAAAAGUGUAAUCUGUUAGAAAUAGUUAAUUUGUAGAAUUUUACUCUAUAAGGAGGUUUAGUUUCAAUUUGUUUUGAAAUGAAGGAAUUAAGUUGUGUUUUUAACCAAAUGAAUUGGCAUCUUUAUAUUUAGGAGAAGUAACAUUGGUGAUUAUUUAUUUCAAGAAUCAUGACUGGAAAAAGCUUGGAAGUUUAGUAGAGGAGUAUAUGUUGUACAUGCAAAGACAAGAUCUGCAUGAAUCUAUGUAUUUCUGGGUGUCUGGUGAAGGCCACUUUAGGUGACUGGCCAGAGAAGGAGGUGCCCUAGUGAUCCUUGAGUCACAGCCAUACUGCUAGGACCAUGACUACCAUACCAAGAAAAGGCAGCAGCCACCUGCCUGGCAGUUUGCACACCUGUAAACUGAAGCUGCAGGAGGACCGGCGACAGCAAGAAAAAUCUGUCAUUGCUCAACCCAUAUUUGUUUUUGAAAAGGGAGAACAAACUUUUAAGAGACCUGCAGAAGACACCCUGUAUGAAGCAGCAGAACCAGAAUGUAAUGGUUUUCCAACAAAGCGUGUACGGUCUUCAUCUUUUACUUUUCAUAUUACAGAUUCUCAGUCCCAGGGAGUGUCAACCUUGUCUCAGAAGCAAAUGAGAUGUUCAUCCGUCACUAACCUCCCAACCUUCCCCCAUUCUGGGCCAGUGAGGAAAAACAAUGUUUUUAUGACAUCAGCUCUUGUGCAAAGUAGUGUUGAUAUAAAGAGUGCUGAACAAGGUCCUGUGAAACAUUCUAAACAUGUUAUUAGACCUGCUAUUUUGCAGCUACCUCAAGCUCGAAGUUGUGCAAAAGUAAGAAAAACAUUUGGACACAAGGCACUGGAAUCUUGCAAGACUAAAGAAAAAACAAAUAAUAAGAUUUCUGAGGGAAAUUCCUAUUUGUUAAGUGAAAAUUUAUCAAGGGCUAGAAUUUCAGUCCAGCUGUCUACUAACCAGGACUUUUUAGGUGCAACAUCAGUAGGAUGUCAACCAAAUGAAGAUAAAUGUUCUUUUAAAAGCUGCAGUUCCAAUUUUGUUUUUGGAGAAAACAUGGUAGAAAGAGUUUUGGGUACUCAAAAACUCACCCAGCCUCAACUUGAAAAUGAUUCAUAUGCCAAGGAAAAACCAUUCAAAUCCAUUCCGAAAUUUCCUGUCAACUUUUUAAGUUCAAGAACAGACUCUAUUAAAAAUACUUCCCUAAUUGAAUCAGCUGCUGCAUUCUCUUCCCAACCAUCACGAAAAUGCUUGCUGGAGAAAAUUGAUGUUAUAACAGGGGAGGAAACAGAACAUAAUGUGUUAAAGAUAAACUGCAAGCUUUUCAUAUUCAACAAAACAACACAAUCCUGGAUUGAAAGGGGCAGAGGAACGUUGAGACUGAAUGACACAGCAAGCACUGACUGUGGAACAUUACAGUCAAGACUAAUUAUGCGCAAUCAAGGCAGUCUAAGGCUGAUCCUCAACAGCAAACUCUGGGCCCAAAUGAAGAUUCAAAGAGCAAACCACAAAAAUGUACGAAUAACAGCUACUGAUUUAGAAGACUAUAGCAUCAAAAUAUUUUUAAUUCAGGCCAGUGCCCAAGAUACAGCAUAUUUGUAUGCAGCAAUACAUCAUCGUCUUGUUGCACUUCAAAGCUUCAAUAAGCAGAGAGAUGUCAAUCAAGCUGAAAGCCUGUCAGAAACAGCCCAACAAUUGAACUGCGAAAGCUGUGAUGAGAAUGAGGAUGAUUUCAUCCAAGUCACUAAAAAUGGAUCAGAUCCUUCUAGUUGGACUCACAGACAGUCGGUUGCCUGUUCAUGAAUACUACCUACUAUAAACAUGACAUCUACAAAAAGAGGGGUCACCCUACUGAAAAUACUAAACCACCCUAACUAAUGAGAAGAUUCUAUUCAUUCCUUGAAGAGUUUUUAUAGAAAAGUUUAAGAAAUGUAAUUUGUUGCAAUUAACAUUUUUAUGUUUUACAUUUUACAUUUUGAUUAUUGUGCAGAAACUGACAGAAUUUAAAAAAAUGGACUUCAGAAGUUCAAAAUUUAUCAUUUUUGAAGAAGUUUAUUUAGAAUAGGAUUUUAUAACUAAUUUGGACUCUUCAUCACAUUGAUGGAUAUAAUACUUAGAAUUAUAAAUUGCUAGAUUUGAUAAAUACCUAACAAAAUGUUUAUUUUUUUCAGUCAUACUUGACCACAAAACAAAUAUUUUACUAAAUUUCCAGAGUCAUUUCUCUGAAAAAUAGUAUAAUGGCAUGAUAACAUUUCACUAAAUCCUAUUUAUCUUCUGGGAAAUAUUUUAAUUUAGCUUUUGGAUUUCCUAAUAUGAUAAGCUUAUAUAUUCAUGGUAUGAAUUCCUUUAAAAAGAGCAUCUGCUCUUGGACUUGUAUCUGUUGCAUCUUGUCAAUGUUUGACUCAUGGUCAGCAUCCAAUAGUUGUUAAAUGAAUAAAUAAAAUAUAAUACAUUACCUAUGUAUCAAAAAGCAUGUGUAAGAAAGCCAAAUAUGUUAACUGUUCUACUUUAUUUAUGUAAUUAUAUUUUCAUUAGUAUUUUAGUAGAUGGGGCUGUAUAGAAAAACAAAUGUAUCAUAUGUAGCCAAAUGAAUCUUUUUCUUAAAUGAUAUUAUUAUAGUAGGCUACAGUAAUUUCAACAAUUUUACAAUAGAGUUUUGAUCCUCUUCUUUGCGAUUUGUUUCAGAGACACCUCAUGAAUCACACAAGAAAAUUAGUCUCAGUACUUAUAGCCCUAUUUCAUUUUUCAAUUCAGUUUUAUCACACCAUGGCUUCGAAGUGACUUUGAUUGUGACCCCUAAGCAAUUAUCUGAUUAGGGGAUAAAAAUUCAUAAUUCCAAGAUGUUUCUGAAAAUGUUCUGAACAAUGACAACAUAUUUGGAAUGAGGGCGUAAUUUCACUAAGUGAUGCUUCGAAGAACAAUAUUCAUUUGGAUAUGCAAACACACAUUUUCAAAAGUUAUAUUACUGUGUUACCAUACCUGUUAUAAAAUAAUAAAAAUAUAUAAGUAUUUAUUAAGUCAAACUUCAGCUACUGCCUGAAAGUUUAGCAUAUGAAAUUUAAAUUAAGUCUUUCAGAUUAUGAUUAUGACAAUUGUUCAACAUUUUGUCCUUCCUUAUAACUGAGAAAGCAUAACUUAAUAUAACUACUAAGAGAGGCCCAUUCAUUCUUCCAGUGAUUCUAGAAGAAAUAUGGCACAUAAUAUCCUUUACUUCUAAAUAAAGGAGUCAAUGACUCAGAAAAUAAAGAGGAAAAAUAAAGUAAAUGUGAGAGAGAUGAAGAAAAGAUAGAAGGGGAAAAAGAGAUUUAGUACGAAAGAAAGGACAAAAAGAAUGGACAACAGAAAUACUCUUUUUUAAAAUCAAGAAGAGUGACUCUGAUGCGGAACACACUCAGCAGAAAAUUUUCAUUAGAAACAUAACACAGAGAGAUAUUUGGAGAAGAUAAUAAAGCACUGGUUCUCUUUUAUUGUUAAGAUCUCAGCUGAUGUGGGAACAUUGUGAUUGCACUAUAAAUUGCUAAAGUGAAGAAGAGAACAAAUAACUUCAUUUAUUUAUUUUGUUUGUUUUUUAGACAGAGUCUCGCUCUGUCACCCAGGUUGGAGUGCAGUGGCACGAUUUCGGCUCACUUCAACCUCCCCCUCCCGGGUUCAAGGGAUUCUCGUGCCUCACUCAGCCUCCUGAGUAGCUGGGAUUACAGGCGCCCGCCAUCAUACCUGGCUAAUUUUUGUAUUUUUAGUAGAGACGGGGUUUCACCAUGUUGGCCAGGCUGGUCUUGAACUCCUGAUCUCAAGUGAUACACUUUGCCUCAGCCUCCCAAAGUGUUGGGAUUACAGGCGUGAGCCACCACACCUGGUCAUCUUUAUCUUUUUGACAUGUUCAUCCUCGUCCCCACACUAAGGUAGAGAUAAAGCAAUUAUCUUCUCAAUGCUUGAAACAUUUUAAGUUGAAUUCAUUCUAUGAUUUUCUUUAGAUUUCUCCGCAUAUAUCAAUGGAAAAAAUUAACUAUCUUAAUUUCUCAUCUAUAUAGAAAUGCCAGUGCAACAAAACCAAAUGUAGGGUUAGAAUAUCAGCAAGGCAAAGAGAGAAGAGAAAAUUCCCAGAUUAUGAAAUGGAGAAGAAGAACAGAAACAUGAUAUUUAGCUCACAACUCUUUCAACCCAUUUUCUAUACACUCCAUUAUUCUUUCUUAGAAUUCUUACACAAAUAUUUAGUACAAUUUUGGAGGAAUAGUAGAAACAUUUUAUAGUUUUUCCUUGUCCUGUAUCUUCAUCUAGCCUUCUUUUCAGCUUUCCUAUGUCCUUUGUUCUCCUUUUAUAAGGAGAGAUGAGUUGUACAAUAACAUCCAUUUUCAUAAGUUAUUUAGGUAAAUUAUUUUGAAGUAUACAUGUUGGAUUUCCAAAGCAGCUGUUUUUAAUUAAAAUUUAAUUAACUAAUUUAUGUCAUUAUAUAUCUUGUGUUAAGACAACCUUAACUUUCUUUUAGUAAGAUUUUACCCAACUGUUUACCCUAAUUAUAGACAAUUAAAAUGUUCUCUCUUAAAAAA
Messenger RNA from Homo sapiens (human), 4700 nucleotides. It is a transcript of the gene RANBP3L, whose product is annotated as RAN binding protein 3 like. Gene Ontology annotation, biological process: negative regulation of osteoblast differentiation; mesenchymal cell differentiation involved in bone development; positive regulation of myoblast differentiation. The record is from RefSeq and is marked validated. The coding region runs from base 487 to 1959 and encodes 490 amino acids. The transcript is spliced from 15 exons. Gene Ontology annotation, cellular component: nucleus; cytoplasm. NCBI's taxonomy places the organism in Eukaryota, Metazoa, Chordata, Mammalia, Primates, Hominidae. Gene Ontology annotation, molecular function: SMAD binding.